AUGUUUAGUUACACUUGUAUAAAUUGUGGAACUCCUGUGAAAUCUUUGUUCAAGAAGUAUAGUGAAACCGUACUGAAAUUAACACAAUGUGAAAACUGCAAGAACGUCGCUGACAAAUAUAUUGAAUGUGACUCGGUCAUUAUAAUUGUAGAUCUGAUUUUGCUAAAAAUGAUGGCUUUUAGACAUUUUCUCAUCAAUUCAGAAUUCAAAAAUUAUUGGAAAUUGUCUGCUGUGCUAUUAGUUCUAGAAACCUAUUCGCAAUGGACCCUUACCAGAAGAAUAGGUGAGGUAGAACUCAAACACAAUCUAACUACUGAACCACAGUUAUCAGAAACUGAUAUUUACCUGGACGACUUCAGAUUUUACAAAAUGAUUCUCAUUAUAACUGUUGGCACAGCAGCAUCAGUGUUUCUCAUGUAUCUUCUGACAAGGAUAUAUUCAUGUUGGAACAAUAAAACAUCAAUUUCAUUCAGGGAUAUUCACAAAGCUGUGACACUGUCGAAUUCUGGGAUGUUUCUAUUGCUACCGUCACUCAUUUGGGAUAUCAAUGUACAUGAACUACAUAUGCUUUUUAUUUCCCUGUAUAUCACCCUAUCCCAGUUAUUGGCGCAUAAUGCUUUGUGCAGUUGCCAGAAGAAGUGGAGUUUGUUCAUUAUAUUUUCAGCUUAUUUAUUCAAAACUUAUAUAAUAGAUUUAUUAAGUAAACAUCCAUUACAAUUUCCUGUCAAAAUAUCCUGA
Messenger RNA from Phaedon cochleariae (mustard beetle), 738 nucleotides. Lineage: Eukaryota; Metazoa; Arthropoda; Insecta; Coleoptera; Chrysomelidae. The record is from the annotation of a GenBank genome assembly.